Molecule: messenger RNA, 6059 nt
Organism: Pseudopipra pipra
Lineage: Eukaryota; Metazoa; Chordata; Aves; Passeriformes; Pipridae
Gene: FUT7
Product: fucosyltransferase 7
Exons: 1
Coding region: 4762-5805 (347 amino acids)
Cellular component (GO): membrane
Molecular function (GO): alpha-(1->3)-fucosyltransferase activity
Source: RefSeq, a predicted model, not a curated record
CCGGCUCCUACCGGCAACUGGGGCCCCCGUGCGGCCGGUCCGGAGGGGGGGCUGCUGCACUAGAUGCCGGGAAACCCUCGGUGCCCCCGAGCCGCACCCACUCCCUGCAGCCAGACACAGGUUACCCCCGCGCCUCUGCCCCUCGUGUUCCCCAGGACAGGACGGACUGGCCCGUGGCUGCGGGGUCUGCGUCCAGGGUGCCACUGCUGCCCCUGCUCCUGCCUGACCCCUCCCACGGGCAUAUGCUGGGGCAUCCACAGGUGUUUUUGGAGAGACCAACCUGCUGCCACAGCUGUCCACUGUCAGCUCUAACCCCAGGGCUGGAAAGGAUGCUCUCAGCAGCAAUAAACACUGAGCCAGGCUAGCUCUCCUCCUUCCUCCCAUCCACCCUUACUUGCAUCUAUCCUUCCAUUCACCCUUUUUUCCUUCCAUUCAUCCAUGCUUCCUCCCAUCCAUGCUUCUUCCCAUCCAUCUGUCCUCCCAUCCAUUCUUACUUCUAUCCUUUCUUCCUUCCUUCUUUUUCUCCCUCCUAUCUUCUCUCCCUUCCAUCCAUCCUUGCUUCCAUCCAUCCCUCCAUCCUUCUUUUCCUCUCUCUUCCCAUCACUCUGGUUCUCUCCAUUUCCCACCUGUCCCUCCCUCUUCCUGCUCUCUGCAGCCUCCUCUCCCUCUCCUGUCUCCUUCCCUCUAACUCUCCGUGACCAUCUCUUUUUCCAGCCAAGUUCAGCUGGGAGUGAUGAAUCCCCCUCUGGCUGCUGCAGACCCAGUGGUGCUGCAAAGGGUGCCCUGUACUCAGGGAAGGCCCUUCGGCAGCUGCACGGCUCUAACAAAAGCUCCCCUUGUCCAACACAAAGUGCCAUUAUUCCCCAAACUUCUGGGUGAAACACUGUGCUGAGGCGCGGGAGCAUAAGGGAUGCAGUGGUGAAGAGGCAUCGUGCACCCAGCUCUGUGCCCUGGGGAGAGUGGCUAGUCUGGGAGGAUUGCUGGGUGUGCAGGCAGGGGUAUGGGCAGAGCUGCCCAGAAUCGAGAGGAGCUGGGCUUUUGCUGGGUCCCUGGCAAAGGAAGGAAGCUGUCACCCUUGGCUCUCUGCACGGGAUUGCAUGUGGGUUAUCCCCAGCCCACACAAGAAGCACCUCAAAACCCCUGUCCUGCAGCAGAGUGGUUCCCCAGCUUAGAAGGGUGCAGGGGGGGCUCCACGGGUGGAUCAAAGUCCUGACCUGAGUCUCCUGCUCCCUCCCUUCCUGCUGCCCCUGUGUGAGUCUUGGGGAGCUUCUCUUUUCUGCUUGGCAUGACGACGGAACCCUCUGCAGGGCCAGCAAGGGACAGACACAGCAGCAUACCAUGGGACAGCACAGCCCCGGGAAAAGCAUCCUUCAUGGACCCGGGGCCUGAAGCCUUGGGGACAUGGAGCCCUGAGUACCUCUCAGGGGACUUCCUUUUGGGGUGGCCAAGCUCCUCUCUCUGUGUGGGGUCAUCUGCAGGUGGCUGUACCCACCCACCCACAGUUCUCUGCUCUGUGCUGGUGCUGUCUUGUGUUCCCCAGUGGUCCCAUGGCCUGGUUCCUGGCCCUGAUCUCUGCCCAGCCCACCCAGGCAGCACUGGUCCUGGCUCCCAGCCUGGCUCAGAGCCACAUUCCUUGGGCAACAGGGUGAGGGUGUCUGGACCUACUGGCUGCAAGUCCUUCUAGGGCAUUGUCUCUGCUGCCAGGGUGUCCUGGGACAGCACUUGCAGGUGACAGCUACAAGUGCCAUGAAAAAGCUCCCUCCUGCUCCAAAAGACAUCCUCAAUCCCUCAGGGAAAUUCUAUUGCCAGUGCUGUCUGUGGAGGGGAACGGCCCCAGCCAGUGUGGCCCUGGGCCCUCAAGAUAUGGGACAGCAGCAGGAUGAUGCUGAAUGCUCUGGCCAGGCAGAGACUGCUGCCCACAGCUGACAGGGCUGGCUCAGGCCAGGCUGGGAAUGGUGCCCACAGAUUGUGGUAUCUGGGCUCUCAAUCAUGCAGUGGAAGAAAUGCAGAAAGAGAGUGAGAAAAGAUGACAGGAAGCUGGGGACAUGGUUACGGAGGAAGGAACACCCUGCCUUGGGGCUACAGUUGGCCUCUGAGGGCUCCCGGGGUGACACUGAAACCACAGAGCCCUGCUACACCCUGGCACAGUGACAUGGCACCAUGCCCAACAGGGAUCCCAGGGACCUGACAGCCGGCAGGUCUAAUGGUACAGACCCCAGGGGCAUUAGAGCAGCCCAAGAACCCCCAGGGAGGUCUUGUUUGGGGUCUCGUUCCCAGCUCUGCGUGUGCCAGGGCAUAGGGCAUACCCCUGCCAGCUUCAAGAACAGUGCUGCACACCUUGGUAGUCCCCUCCAUGCCUCUGCCUCAGUUUUGCCAUCUCAUUUUGCCUGCCAGGGCUUUUAUGGAGACUUGGGUCCUGGACAGCAAUGGCAGGAGAGAACACAACUGAGCCAGACUGGGAGAAGGGCAGGAUCGGGGCCGGGACCCAGGAGACAGCUCGUGCAUGCACCACUGAGGCUCACACGUGCCCGCUUCCCCUUUUGGCAGGAAACAUCCCAGGCAGGGCAAUGCCCAGGGCUCAGCAGCACUGUGGGGGUGCUGGGGCUGCAUUCGUUUACAGUUUCAGGAUGAGUCAGUGGGAGUUGGAGUCGGGCUGGUAUCCUGUUUGCAACCAGGCUGCAGGUGGCAGAUGGGUGGCACCUUGUCGAGGCUGAGGGUGCCUAGCCAGCCAUGGGGCACCCACACAUCUAUGGGGCACAUGCUCAGCCAUGUAGCACCCACUCAGCCACAGGACACGCACAGUCACUGGGCGCCCAUUCAGCCCUAGGGCACCCAGCUUGCUCUGGGGCAUGCACCCAUCGUGGGGUGCCCACUCAGCCAGAGGGAACUGCCCCAGUCAUGGGGUACCCACCCAGGGUACAAGGUACCCACCUGGCCAUAGGGCACCCACCCAGCUGUGGGCGUAUACCAGCCCUCGGGGUGGCUCAGGGGAAGUGCUGGGAGCGGGCUGUGCCAGCUGCCACAUGGGGCAGGAAGGACCCGCCAUGGGGUUGGGACAAGGCAAAAACCACAGAAAAGAGGAAGCCUUUGAGUGCCCCAGCCCAGUGCGGCAGCGCCCAGGCAGACGCACCUGGCAUCUUGCACACCUCCAUCCCGGUAAGUCUGAGUUCAGCAUCGCCGACCACCAAGGGGAGAGGGGCUGAGAAAUGGGGCAGACCCUGGCACUGCUGGAGUAGGAGGUUCCCUUUCAGAUCAUCCCCAAAACGGGGGCAGCAUCCCUGCUGCUGGGGAGAGGGACCCACAGCAUUGAUGUGCAGUGCAGGGAACCAGGAAAGCUUUCCCAGCCCUCUCUGCUUCCCAUGCCAGGUUUGUCUGGAGCCUAAACUUAGCUUGGUAUAUUUUAGCAGGACAGAUGGAGCGGGCCAAGGCAAGGAAGGGAUUUUUUGCAGCCAAGCUGCAGUGCUGGGGUGGGUGGAAAAGUAGGGCACUGCUUUCCAGGAGACUCCAAUACUGGAGGAAUGGGCCCAGCCCCAGCUGGCACCAGGAUGCAGGCAGCCCGUGUGUUUCCAGAGGUUUCCACAAAAGAGAAACCACCUUUGCUACUGAAUGCCAUGGGUGGCCUGCAGGCACUGAGCCCUGCCCUGGGACUGGCACUCCAGACUGGGCUCAAGCUGGUGGCUAGUCUCCAGCCCAGCCAAGCCACCUUCACCACUGCUCUGCUCCCAGCAGCGUUGCUGGUUAAACCACAGUGGAGGCCCACGGCAGACAGAUGGGUACCGUAGGAGGGUGAGUAUCCCACAGCUGGAGGGCCCAUGUGCCUGCGGGCUGAGCCCCAUCAGUGGCAGCCCCAAGGGCUGCACUGCCUUCCCUGCCUUCCCUGCCCUCCCUUCCCACGCUGCCCUUUCUGCCCUUUUUGUUCUCACUGCCCUCCCUGCCCUUCAUGCCUGCACAGCAAAGUCCUGGCCAUCUGUGACAUUCUGAAUAUAAAAUAUAAGUGUUUGGGGCACUGAGGCUACAACCUCCCAGCUUGCUGGGGCUCCUCAUGUCCUUGGGGGCUGGGGAUAGCACCCUGAUCUGGGGAGAGCACCUCGAGCUUGGGGAUUGCCUUGUCAUUGUUGCAGGAGAAUGCUGGGGCACUUCUUGGGCAGGACACUCCAGUCCUGAAACUCCCUGAAUGGAGUUUCAGACUUCACAGUCAGCCCCAGAGACACUCCAUUUUGCAGUGGGGCCUCACCGUGGGGUUAUUUAGGUGGGACUGGGAUCUUCUUCCUCAUCCUCUGGUGCACAGCUGCGGCAAGGCUGGCUGCAUAUCAGGUUUGACAUAUUCUGGACAAAGUAAGGAGUGGGACCAUGGCUACAUGUCAGGUGGGGAAACUGAGGCACAGAGCAAGCACCAAGGACCUCUUGUGAUGGGCAGUGGGGCAGGGGGCACAAGUGGAUGCUUCCCAUCAGCUCUGCACCUUCUGGUAGUAUCUGUGCUCGCCCAAAGAUGGAGACACCAGGGAUCAUGGGAGGGAGAACAAAGACCACCCUGGGGUGACACCAGGUGCACAGGGAACCCUGUGGUACAGGGGAGCAGACAGUUCAGGGGUGAUAUUGAGGACCAGGUUUCAUGGAGAAGGCCUGUCUCUGGCCCCCAGAUCCCAGCACCUCCCAGUCACCCCUUGCUCCCGGCAAGCUGAAACGAUGGCCAUUGGUGGUCUCUCCUCUGUCCCAGGCGUCAGCUUUGUCACCUGAGGAGGUGACAGCCAUCCUGCCAGCAUGCCCCGGGCAUCACCACUGCCACGGUCGCCAUGGGGCCGGCCUGGUGUGAAGACCUUGGUCACUGCUGGGGUGUUUGUAACCAUGCUCUGGAACCUGAGGUGCUUCCUCAGCCCCUCCAAUGGCUCCAGAGAAGACUCCAAACACACAGAGCCACUGCUGGUGCUGGUGUGGGAAUGGCCCUCGAAGCAGGUCCCCAAUGUCAGUGGGGACGUGUGCCACGAGCUGUAUGGCGUCACAGGCUGCUGGCUCACCACAGAGCGGCAGCUCCUGCACCAGGCCGAUGUGGUGGUGUUCCCCCAUGCCAGGCUUCAGCCUGGCCAGGACAGGCUGCCCAAGGAGAGACCACCAGGACAGAACUGGGUAUGGGUCUCCCUGGAGUCCCCCUCCAACAGUAGAGCUCUAGCAGGAUGGAACCAGACCUUCAACUGGGUGAUGACCUACAGGCAGGACUCAGACAUCUUUAUCCCCUAUGGCAAGCUUGUGCCCAACCGCUCGGCCACUAUGAACAUCCCUGCAAAGACCAACUUGGUAUCCUGGGUUAUCAGCAACUACCACAGGACUCAGAAAAGAGCUGAAGUCUACAAAAACCUCUCCAGGUACCUCCAUGUGAAUGUAUACGGGAAAGCAAACAACAAACCCCUCUGCAAGGACUGCCUCUUGCCAACAACAUCCAAGUCCAGGUUCUACCUGGCCUUUGAGAACUCCAUCCACCGGGACUACAUCACAGAGAAGCUCUGGAGGAACUCGCUGCUGGCCGGCACUGUGCCCGUGGUGCUGGGGCCACCCCGGGCCAACUAUGAGCAGUUCAUUCCUGCCGAUUCCUUCAUCCACGUUGAUGACUUCAACUCCCUGGAGGAGCUGGCCAUCUUCCUGAAGACCAUGAACUCCAGCCGCUACCAGCAGUUCUUUGCCUGGCAGAGGAGGUUCAGUGUGAAGCUCUACACUGACUGGAGGGAGCGGAUCUGCACCAUCUGCACCGCUUACCCCCACCUGCCCCGCGGCCACCUCUAUCCCGACCUGCAGAGCUGGUUCAACUCCUAGUGUGUGCCAGGACCAUUGGGAGGUAUCCAGGCAGAGGAUACAGGGGUGGGAGGUGUGUGAGGCACCCACCUGCAGACCAGUAUGUGGGGCACGGAGAGAAGGGAGGACAACUCUUGUCCCAACCCAGCUGUUGCCACACUGGGACCUUGAGCAACUCCCCAUGACUUAAUUUUCCUGACCCAAUGUUGACCAUCUUGCCAGAGUGCUGGCAGGACCAGAGGGUGCUUUGGAAAUAAAUGGUAUAUUGCUGCCGA